Molecule: messenger RNA, 5476 nt
Organism: Monodelphis domestica (gray short-tailed opossum)
Lineage: Eukaryota; Metazoa; Chordata; Mammalia; Didelphimorphia; Didelphidae
Source: RefSeq, a predicted model, not a curated record
CAAUCUGUUGUCAUUUCGGUUCCCUUCCCCUAUAUCCCUGACAAAUGCUCCCUUCUUUUGGUUAAUGCUUAAAAUUAGAUAGUCUUCACUGGAAUGACAAUACAUUAAACUUUCCAGUCAUUUCUGCCCUCAUAUAAAGGAAUAUUCUCAAGUCAGUUGUGAAGAUUGGAUUUAGCUAUCUCCUGACUGUAACAAUGAAGGUACUUAGCUCUUCCUUUAUAGUGAAGCUAGAAUUGUAAUCCACAAUCUUAUUUUUAGAUUUUAAUCUACAAAAAAAGUGAUAACUCAGCAUUUUAAGUACAUCUACCCAUUUUAACCACAAAAAAGGUGUUAAGUAACUACAAAAGGUGAACUUACCAAAAAAGGUGUUAAGUAACCCAAAAAGAUAUAAUCUAACCAAAGAAGGUGAGAACUAAAGAAUGGGCAGUCCUGGAGAGAAACGUCUGCUGUGGUUGGUAGAUGUGAAAUUUAGGGGAGGUGACACAAGAGAAAAAGAUUCUUUAAAAAGAGGACGAAAGGCCAGAAGAGGAGAUAUAUUUGAUUCGAGUUUUGAGUUGGAGAAGGGUCUCUGACUCAAGAUUUGGACUCAGGUCGGCCUCCCUGCUGAGGGAGGGAGGGAGGGAGGCGGUGGCUGAGGCUGUAGGUGGAGGCGGCUGUGGGCUAUGUGGGGCUUUGAAGGAGACUGAGCCCGUUUCCCUCCUCCCCCACACCGGACACGGUGCUGUGGACACAGGCUCGCCCUGGUUCCUCGCCCCCGGGGCUGAGGCAGAGACCCAGGCAGGCUGUCCUGCUUGGGCUCGGGCUCUGGCACCGGCGCUGGCCAGGCCCAACCGCUGGGAACGGAACGGAGCGGAGCUGAGGAGGCCGAGUCGUAGUGAAAAGAGAAAACUGAAGAACAGACUCUCAAGAUGAGCAAAAAGCCCCCAAAUCAUCCUGGAAUCACUUUUGAGAUUGGUGCUCGUUUGGAGGCACUGGACUACUUACAAAAAUGGUACCCAUCACGAAUUGAAAAAAUAGACUAUGAGGGUAAGAUGUUGGUCCAUUUUGAACGCUGGAGUCAUCAUUAUGAUGAGUGGAUUUACUGGGAUAGCAAUCAUUUGAGACCUUUGGAAAGACCAGCACUACGAAAAGAAGGACUGAAAGAUGAGGAGGAAUUCUUUGACUUUAAAGCUAGAGAAGAAGUUCUAGCAUGUUGGACAGACUGUCGAUAUUACCCCGCCAAGAUUGAAGCAAUUAACAAAGAAGGAACAUUUACAGUACAAUUCUAUGAUGGAGUUAUUCGAUGUUUAAAAAGAAUGCAUAUUAAAGCCAUGCCAGAGGAUGCCAAGGGGCAGGAUUGGAUAGCUUUAGUCAAAGCAGCUGCUGCUGCAGCAGCCAAGAACAAAACAGGGAGUAAGCCUCGAACCAGUGCAAACAGCAAUAAAGAUAAAGAUGAAAGAAAAUGGUUUAAAAUACCUUCAAAGAAGGAAGAAACAUCAACCUCUACAGCCAUACAAGAAAUUGAGAAAAAGGAAGAGCUCCCAACAUCUAGUGAAACAUUUGUAGGACUCCAUGUAGAGAAUGUUCCAAAGAUGAUCUUUCCACAGCCAGACAGCACAUUAUCACACAAGAGGAAAAGUAAUCAAGGCAACUCAUUUCAGGCAAAGAGAGCUCGUCUAAACAAGAUUACUGGUCUGUUGGCAUCCAAAGCUGUUGGGGUGGAUGGUGCUGAAAAAAAAGAAGACUGCUGCAGUGAAACGGCUCCAAUGCUGGAGCAGGAGAUUUCACCUAAACCUCAAGUCAGAAAAAAAAAUGAAGCUGACAUUAGCAGUUCUGCCAACACUCAGAAACCUGCACUGUUAUCCUCAACUUUGUCUUCAGGGAAGGCUCGCAGCAAGAAAUGCAAACAUGAAUCUGGAGAUUCUUCUGGGUGUAUAAAACCCCCUAAAUCGCCACUUUCCCCAGAGUUAAUACAAGUCGAGGAUUUGACGAUUGUAUCUCAGCUUCCUUCUUCAGUGAUUAAUAAAACUAGUCCAUCACAACCUGUGAAUCCCCCUAGACCUUCCAAACAUAGUGAGAGGAGAAGAAGAUCACAACAUUUAGCCACUUUGCCGUUGCCUGAUGAUUCGGUAGAAAAGGUUUCUUCUCCCUCUCCAAUCACUGAUGGAAAAGUGUUCUCCAUCAGUUCUCAAAAUCAAGAGCCAUCAGUACCUGAGGGAGUAUUGAAAACAGAAAAAAAAGUGAAAUUGGAAGAGAAAAGUUCAACGACAUUUGGUAAGAAGAAAGAAAAGGAUAAAGAGAGAAAGGAGAAAAGAGAUAAGGAUCAUUUCAGGCCAAAACAAAAGAAGAAGAAAAAGAAAAAAAAGAAAUCCAAACAGUAUGACUAUUCAGACUAUGAAGACAGUUCUCUAGAAUUUUUGGAAAGGUGCUCCUCUCCACUCACUCGGUCCUCUGGGAGUUCUCUGGCUCUGCGAAGCAUGUUCACGGAGAAAAAUACGUCAUAUCAAUAUCCAAGAGAUUUAUCUGUUUAUCUUAGUGGAGAAAACUUAUCAGAUGUUGAGUUCUUGGAUGACUCUUCAACUGAAAGUUUGCUUCUAAGUGGAGAUGAGUACAAUCAGGACUUUGAUUCGACCAAUUUUGAAGAGUCUCAAGAUGAAGAUGAUGCCCUUAAUGAAAUUGUCAGGUGUAUUUGUGAAAUGGAUGAGAAGAAUGGCUUUAUGAUUCAGUGUGAAGAGUGCCUGUGUUGGCAGCACAGCGUUUGUAUGGGGCUGCUGGAGGAUAGCAUUCCUGAGCAAUAUAUCUGUUAUAUUUGCAGGGAUCCACCAGGUCAGAGAUGGAGUGCAAAAUACCUUUAUGAUAAGGAAUGGUUGAACAAUGGGCGAAUGUGUGGAUUAUCAUUUUUAAAGGAAAAUUACUCUCACUUCAAUGCCAAAAAGAUAGUUUCAACACAUCAUCUACUUGCUGAUGUAUAUGGUGUGACAGAAGUGCUCCAUGGAUUACAACUAAAAAUUGGGAUUCUAAAGAAUAAGCAUCAUCCUGACCUUCAUCUCUGGGCCUGUUCAGGAAAGUGAAAAGACCAAGAUCAAAUGGCUGUUGGGGUAGAGAAAAAAAUGACAGUGCAAGACACUAUUAAUCUAGAAGAAAGAACAUGUUCUGCGCAGAAUCAUAAAGAGACUCCUAGCUUGCCCAGAAAAAUGGAAGGAACAUAUAUUACAAGUGAGCACAGCUACCAGAAACCACAAAAUUUUGGUCAGGAUUGUAAGUCAUCUGAUCCUGUGAGCUCUGAUGAUGAAGAUAUUAGUAGUUUUGAAGAGGAACAGGAAUUUCACACAGAAGAUAAAAACUUUUUACAAUUUUCCAUAAAAGAAGAUGGCAUGAGUGAACAUAAUUCAGCAGAAGGGAAUACAUUAUUCGUCUAUAAUGAAAAAAGAAAUACAGAAGAAAAAGGAGACUCUCAUCUUCAGUGGCAGCUCAACCUUCUCACACACAUAGAGAAUGUCCAAAAUGAAGUCACCAGCAGGAUGGAUCUGAUUGAAAAAGAAGUUGAUGUUCUGGAAAGCUGGCUUGAUUUCACAGGAGAGUUGGAACCACCAGAUCCUCUUACAAGAUUACCACAGCUUAAGCGCCACAUAAAACAGCUUCUGAUUGAUAUAGGGAAAGUACAGUAAAUUGCAACUCUUUGUUCUGUAUGACAAAAAGGAAGAAAUAAGAAAAAGAACAUGAUUGUGUACAGCAAACUAUAUUAUCUGCCAGUCUGACAAUGAAUAGCUGAAAGUAACUUAGUAACUUUUUACUAAGUUUUGUAACUAAAAUUUAUAUUAAUAUGAUGGAGCCUCAGAGAGAAAAAUAGUUACUAAUCCAGUCAAAAAGGUCAGUAUCUAAAAUUAUCAAAGUAUUUCCUGUGCGAAACCUGCAAAUGGUAAUUAUACAUCCUGAGGAUUGGUGAUAUGGAGUAUGAUCAAUACAAAGUAGAACUAGUCAACUGGAUCUUUCAGAAUUCAUUUACCUGAACCUCAAGAUACCCAUAAAAAUAAUAUUUUUCUAAAGUUUUAGUAGAAAGAUACAAAUUUACAAACUAACAUUUUACCCACAACAGAAUUCUAGAAAAAAAUCAGAAUUCUUGAAAGAGUUCUACUGGAUUGCUAAUAUGACACAGAUCUAAAAAGAACUGUGUCUAAUAUGUGAUUUAUUCAGCCACACAAAUGCUUUGGGUCUAUAAAUUCAUACAGGAUCAUGAACUGUUUUCCUGAGUGAUGAAUCACAAUCAGUUAAGACACAAGGUUUACUUCUGGGCAGGAUAUAGAGGGGCGGUGCUAGGGGAAUGUCAAGAAAUUGUGGAGUACUUAUUUUUCCAAAUGAUAUAUUUAAAAAAAAAACAAGAAUGGAAAUCCUCAUUGUAGUCAUUCUCUAAAAAAAAACAAACGUGAGAGGCCUAUAGUGGUAAAAUGUGCCAAAAAUGAUGAUACCACUGGAAUGAGAAUUUAAGACUUGGAAAUUUUGUUUCUCCAAAAUCUGACAGUGCUUGCAGUCUAUCCAAAAUGUUUCUGUAUUCACACACACACACACACACACACACACACACACACACACACGCCUAUGUUUAUGGAAACAUGCAGAUGUGUGCAUGUUUCAUUGUGUUCACAUGUGUAUAUGUGCGUAUGCAUAUGUACAUGCUUACAUACAUGCACUCACACCUAUUUCUGUUGCAGUAUUCAGGGUUCAAACUAUUUUGGUCCUGAGUCAGUGUGCUUGGUAUUAAUCCUUAGGAACAAACUGAAUGACCUCAGCUGGGAUGAGGAACAAUGAGAGCAUUAAACCAGUUUGUGGCUGCGGUUUACUAAACUGCUAGAUUAAAUAUGGGGCAACUUGGUUGUUGAAGGUUAUUUUUAUUUAAAAUCUUUUAAGUUUUGGUCAUGAAUGGACAAACUUCAGAAACCAAAGGCAACUUAGUUGUCAUUUAGCUCUUGCUGGAUUUUGAGCCUAGGUCUACUGUGUGCCAGUGCUCAUACACAUUGUUUGCUGCACCCAGUGCUACAUAUACAUGUAUGUGUACCCGUGUAUGCUUGUUUUUAAACAUACACUCACAUGCAUAUGUAUAUAACAUAUACAUAUUUAUAUCUACACAUGUCUAGUUUUAUUACCAUAGACUAUAAGAAUUGAUGGUUAACAUUAAAUGUUGCCUUUUAACAGAAAGUUUCUAAAAAUUAAAAAUGUACGUACAGGUUUUGAAAUUUGUAAAAAAAACUUUAAAAGACUGUUAAAGGGAGGCUGUUUAACUAAUGCUAUUAAGAUACUUGAACAUUUCAUGCCUCACUACUGUUUAUCAGUUCUAGUGAUCUGUAUAAAUGCAUUUUAGAACCGAUAGAUGGUCAACUUGAAUUUACCUUUGAAAAGAGUACACACCACUGUACAUUCAAAAUAUAUUUAAAUUUGCAAACACACUGUUCUAUAUGUAAGGUACUGUAUGUAAAACUCUUUAUUAAAAGUAUUCCACAUA